AUGUGUGAGAGUGUAGGAGGAGCUUGUGGGUAUGGGAAUCUAUAUUCAACAGGGUAUGGAACUGAUACAGCAGCAUUAAGUACUGCUUUAUUUAACGAUGGAGCUUCAUGUGGGGAGUGCUACGAAAUCAUGUGCGAUUAUCAAGCAGACCCCAGAUGGUGCUUGAAAGGAGCAUCUGUGACCAUAACUGCCACAAACUUCUGCCCUCCCAAUUUUGCUCUGCCCAACAACAAUGGUGGGUGGUGCAACCCUCCUCUCAGACACUUUGAUAUGGCUGAACCCGCAUGGGAAAAGAUUGGUAUCUACAGAGGAGGAAUCGUGCCCGUAUUGUUCCAAAGGUUUGAGCUUUAUUCAAUAUCUUUGGUUCCAUGCAUGAAGAAGGGUGGGGUCAGGUUCAGUGUGAAUGGGAGAGACUACUUUGAGCUUGUGCUGAUCAGCAAUGUGGGAGGGGCUGGAUCUAUCCAAGCUGUGUCCAUCAAAGGCUCAAAAACUGGAUGGAUGACCAUGUCAAGAAAUUGGGGAGCUAAUUGGCAAUCCAAUGCCUAUUUGAAUGGUCAAUCUUUAACCUUCAGAGUCACAACAACCGAUGGAGUUACCAAACUUUUUCAAGAUGUGGUUCCACCAAAUUGGGCUUUUGGCCAGAGUUUCCCUUCCAGUGUUCAGUUUUAA
Molecule: messenger RNA, 669 nt
Organism: Sphenostylis stenocarpa
Lineage: Eukaryota; Viridiplantae; Streptophyta; Magnoliopsida; Fabales; Fabaceae
Source: the annotation of a GenBank genome assembly